AUGCGGACUCUCGUGAGUGAGGUAGAUGAUCUCAAUCGGUAGAAUGAGGUUGAAAAUUCAAAAUUUUGUUGAGAUAAAAGCAAUUUAACAGCAAUGAGGUUAUUAAUCUCCUCCUCCUCUCAGCCUUCAUUCCAGUUAAAGGCAUCAAUUUCCUGCGUUAUUCAGCAUUACUAGAGUUGCAGCCUUAUAAAUCUUUUUCUUUUUUUUUUCUUUCCAGGACUGUGCUUUUAAAUAGUUGAAGUCGGAUACAGCGCUUAAAGUCUCAUUUCACGGAACCAUGAGGGUUCAUGGCGAAUUCAAAUUUAAUGGGAACGAAUGCAGUGGAACAAUGACGAUUGAAGCUGCUGUUUACAACAACUGGUCAUCUGGGAACCCUAAUCUGCAUCAUCAUCGGUCAUUUGAGGGGUACUGUGAAAACAUCCUACAAGGUGCAGUUAGAGUGGAAUGA
Messenger RNA from Porites evermanni, 448 nucleotides. NCBI's taxonomy places the organism in Eukaryota, Metazoa, Cnidaria, Anthozoa, Scleractinia, Poritidae. The record is from the annotation of a GenBank genome assembly.